Molecule: messenger RNA, 1309 nt
Organism: Microbotryum saponariae
Lineage: Eukaryota; Fungi; Basidiomycota; Microbotryomycetes; Microbotryales; Microbotryaceae
Source: the annotation of a GenBank genome assembly
AUGCUUGUCUUCAACUUAAUCGCACCUCUCUUGAUCCUGAUGUCCCCUUCGGCAUCCGGAAUGCCCCAUUCCCUCACAACAUUGGAACCGCAACUCGAUGAAGCUGCUGGCAACUGGAAGGCAGAGUAUAUGGGGGCCCAGGCGGCCCCGACGGGAAACUUUAAUGGCUCUCGCAAUUCGACCAUAGCCGACUCGGAGUACGACCUGCUCGAGGAACGCGCCGUGCCUAACCCCAAGAACCCGAACUUUGAGGUGAGCACUUAUUUUUUACUUGUUUUCGGAAAUGAAUCUGAUACCCUCCCUUUGAACGAUCGCAGAAGGGGGGAUCAACCACUGCGAAGACGACUACGACGACAAAGACCGCCAAGACUGUAGCACUGGAAGCCUCGACUACGCCCGCCGUAUCACCGACCACUACCCCGGUAUCCAAUACGACAACGGCGGUUGUGACGACGACGACUGCGGUCGCGCCGUCGGUGCACACAGGGCAGGCGACGUUCUUCUAUCAGGACUCGGCCGGUGCAUGUGGCAAUUGGAAUGCGGACUCAGUUCCUCUCGUAGCCCUCAAGGCAUCUUUGUACGGUGACACGGGGAAAGUCAGCAAAUACUGCGGUCGCUACGUUUCUAUCACCAACACAGACAACGGCAAGAGCGUCGUGGCCAUCGUCGCGGAUGCAUGCCCCGGCUGCGCGACAUACUAUUCCCUCGAUCUCAGUACGGGAGCUUUUGACCAGAUCGGCGAUGAAGUGACAGGAGUCUUGCCCAUCUCCUGGUACUUUUUGCCGAUUGACUAUUCGCCCUCGUCUCAGUCCACUACGACCAAGUCCAUCGCACCGACCACGGCCAAGGCCAAAACGACGACGAAGACUUCCACGAGCGUCUCGGUGACACCUAGUCCUCCGCCGGCUCCUACAACGUACACCGGGCAAGGCACCUUUUUCUUCCAGGGUGGACAAGCGGGCGCAUGCGGGGUCUACAACAAGGAUUCGACGCCGCUCGUUGCACUCGACUAUAGAUUGGUGAGCCCGUUUGCCGUCUCCUUCGCUUCUUGCAGUGACAUCGGACUGUCUACUGAUCAACAACAUCUUGUCGCAAACGCUAGUACGGCGACACGGAUGCACAGAGCAAGUACUGUGGUAAAUAUGUGCACAUCACCAACACGGCGAACGGUAAAUAUGUGGUUGCGAUUGUCGCGGACGCGUGCCCGACCUGCGCUUCCAAAUACUCGCUCGACCUGUCGACAGGUGCUUACGACAAGAUUGGGGACAGGGACACUGGCAUCCUGCCGAUUUCUUGGUACUGGCUUUGA